Messenger RNA from Momordica charantia (bitter melon), 1240 nucleotides. Lineage: Eukaryota; Viridiplantae; Streptophyta; Magnoliopsida; Cucurbitales; Cucurbitaceae. The record is from RefSeq and is a predicted model, not a curated record.
UAAAGUGAUUAAGUGAGUGGCUUCGUCGUCUUCUCCGUGAAAAUUGUGUGGUUCACACAAGAGAAGAAAAAGCUCCAAAAUCACCUCCCAUGGCGGCCGAACUCCAUGCCCUAAUCAAGGUAUCCCUCUGUGUUUUCGCAUCUCUGCUCUACUCCUAUUUCGUAGCUUCAAAGCUUCCCAAAGGCAAAUUCAGGCUCCUCUCUCUCCUCCCAAUUUUCCCUCUCUUCGCCCUCCUCCCCCUCCUCUCCGGAAUCGUCGCCUUCUUCAUCACCUGGCUCGCCUCCUUCAAGCUCCUCUUCUUCUCCUUCGAUUCCGGCCCUCUCGCUUCCGAUCCGCCAUUGCCCUUCCCUCUCUUCGCCUCAAUCGCUUGCUUCCCCAUCCGAAUCAAGCAAAAUCCUCCCAAAACCCUACAUCCGCCUCCACAUCUCCCCGAUUCCCCAAAAUUGCCUCUCAAUCUGCCGGCGAAAGCGUUGCUAUUCGCCGCCCUGGUCGCCGCCGACGAUUUCGCCCAAUCUCUCCCCCAAAACGCGAAACUCUGCUUCUAUUGCGCGAUUCUGUAUCCGUUUAUCGACGUUGUUUUGGGCCUCAGUAAUGCGAUUGUUCGAUCGGCGUUCGGGAUCGAGCUCGAACAGCCCUCCAACGAGCCCUAUUUGGCGACGUCGCURCAGGAUUUUUGGGGGCGGCGCUGGAAUCUGUUGGUGUCGAAUACUUUGAGGUACWCGGUUUAUAGGCCGGUCCGCGCAGCAUUGGGGCGCCGGCGGGGGGCGGCGCCGGCGGCGGUGUUCGCGACGUUUGUGGUGUCGGGGCUGAUGCACGAGCUACUGUUUUACUACGUCACCAGAGCGGUUCCGGCGUGGGAGGUUACGGCGUUUUUCGUCCUUCAUGGGGUGUGUGUGGUGGUGGAAUUUAGAGUGAAGAGGGCGGUGGGGGAAAAGUGGCGGUUGCAUUGGGCGGUUUCCGGGCCGUUGACGGUGGCGUUCGUGGUGGUCACCGGCGCGUGGCUGUUCUUUCCGCCGUUGUUGAGGACUGGCGCGGUAGUCGGAGUUCUUCGGGAGUGUAAGUCUGCGGCGGAGUUCGUUAAAGCUCAGGUCUCAUCCGUCUUCGGAACAGCAUUUUGAGGCUUUUUUUUUCCUUUUUCUGGUUAAAUCAAGAAUUUAAAUGUAGUGGACCUGAGGGUAGACAAAAAUAUUGAAGUCUUAACGAUAUUAAAUUUAAUAAGUAUUUUGUGUCAUAAUUGGGA